AUGCCUGGCAAAGUGGGUGUGAAAAUCAAGGCGGCACGCAAUUUGCCUGUCAUGGACAAGAGCAGCGAAACGACGGAUGCAUUUGUUGAAAUCAAAUUAGCCUCGGUGACCCACAAAACGGACGUGUUCCGCAAGAGCCUGAAUCCCACAUGGAACACAGACUGGUUUCGCUUUGAAGUGGAUGAUGCUGAGCUGCAGGAUGAGCCACUGCAGAUACGACUGAUGGACUACGACACAUAUUCGGCCAAUGAUGCCAUUGGCAAGGUGAACAUUAGCUUGAAUCCUUUGUGCCUGGAGAGCUCUAGUCAGGCGGUGCACGGCAAGGGCACUGUCCUCUCCGGUUGGAUACCAGUCUUUGACACAAUGCACGGCAUUCGUGGCGAAAUCAAUGUGAUAGUCAAAGUGGAUCUAUUCUCUGAUGUCAACAAGUUUCGUCAAAGUUCCUGCGGCAUACCCUUCUUCCACUCCCAAUGUGUUCCAUUUGGUUAUCGCGCUCAAGUCAUACAUGGCUUUGUUGAGGAGCUGGUGGUCAACGAUGAUCCGGAGUACCAAUGGAUUGACAAAAUACGCACACCACGCGCCUCCAACGAAGCGCGGCAAGUUGUCUUCCUGAAGCUGUCCGGCCAGGUGCAGCGCAAAAUGGGCUUAAAGGCCAUCAAUAUGGGCGCCAAUGCGGUGAUCGGUUACACGCAAUGCUUUGACCUCGAGGGCGAUGUGGGUGUGGUGGCACGCGGCGUGGGCACAGCCGUCACACUGAUCAAGGACACAAGCAGCAGUCAGCCAAAUAGCGCCGAUGUGGUGCUCAUAGAGGAAUUGGCCCAAAAGUAUCUCGACUUUCUCAACUGUGCGGGUGCGAGCAGCUUGAGUCUGCCGCUGUCCGGACGUACGCCACAAUAUCGUCUCAACAUAUGCCGGCAGCCCACAGCAGCCGCGGAGGCAGCGGCGGCAGCAACGUUGUUCUACAUCGAAAGUGCCAGCAGUGACACAGAGGAUGCGGAUCUCAUGCAGAAUCUCAUCAGGCAGGAGGACGAGCGCGGUGAGCGGAUUCGCGAGAAGAAGCUGAGGCAUCGCAUGCGCCGUCUAACGCUCUCCUCGCGCAAUGUCUUCAGCGAGAAGUAUGCCACGCUGAUACGACGCAUCGAGCCAAAGAUACCCGAGAAUGCCACACAAUCGCUAAGCAGCAUCUUUGGCGGCAGCGGUGGAGCAGUCACGGCACCGUCCAGCUUUCGUCAGCGGCGUCGCAGGUCGCGAUUUCCCCUGAACAUGAAGGCCAGUCCCCCGAACAUUGUGCGCUCCAUAAGUAACGAUACGGGCGUGCGUCCCAGCCAUGUGACAGCCAGCCAAAGUUUUCUCACUGUGCCCGGUCUGACGGAGUUUCAGGAGAAUACGCGCUCAGCGCCGGACUUGCCAGUGGAUGAGGAGUUUAUGCAGCUAAAGAGCGGCCGCUCCUUCACGUACUCCACGGACUCCGAGGAGUCAUUGCAAAUUGCUUUACUCCCGCCCGAUAGCAACGGCGAAGAGUCGCUGGAGGAGGAGAAUCUGCAGGACAAUUGGAUCAGGCCGGGCGAGACGCGCAGCUGUGAGAAUAGUCAGCCAGAUCUCGGACCGAAGCACCACAACUUGCUAGAGGAUUUGCGCGGCUUCUCGCGACGCCUGCAGCAGCUGAUGCACCUGAAGCCAAAGGACAUACCGCUCGAACUAAAACCCAAACAUCCAUCCUUUAUGCUCUCAAUGGAGUAUAAGCCUUACUACAGCUCGCAUCCAGAGCUGCCGACAUGCUGCAACGAUGAGGGUUGGCUGGGCAGCACCAACCUGAACACAUCCAGCUCCAUGCUGCAAUUGAAUCAUUUGCCCAGCUACGGAAAGAGCGCCAUGCAGCGCAGUGUUUCAUUUAAUAAUUUGGGCACAGUGGCAGCUGUUGCACCACCGAACACGUUGCUGCUUAAUGCACCGCCAGAGCUGCGUGUUUGCCCCUCGACCCCGACACCCCAGACACCGCCCACAAAGUCCGAGCUACUAGUACCACCCUCCGCCUUUGAUUUUAAUCCUUUUGUUGUUCUUACCAAAUUAGAUCAUUCUGUAAAUAUAUCUAAUAGUACUAACCUUAGUAACAACAAUAAUGAAUCAUCAUUGCUUGCUCCAUUUGCCAUACAACAACAACAACAACAACAACUUAGGUCCAGCACUGAGACAGCAGUAGCAAACGCAGCACAAGCCACGCCACCACCAGCAUCGUCUGGAACAGGAACUGGAAUGGGAACUGGAACGGGAGCUGGUUGGCGCUUGCCCUCGCCCGUGAACAGCAGUCGUUUGAAGUUGACACCAAGUCCAUCCAAGAGUGGCAUAUCGGCGGCCACAAAUGCCGACAGUGCUUCCACAUCAACUGCAUCGACAGCCACUACAAUGGUGCCGGCCACAGUUGGAGAGAUUUGUCGUCGCUCCUCUGACUCUGAUUUGAGUGUCACGCCCAAAGGCAACUCAAUUUGUGUGGCCAGCGAGCGUCUGGUGGCUGCCACGGCAAUGAUGCGUCUAACGCAGCCCGCUGUUGGGGCCAAGACAGGCACCGCAGCGGAUAGCCUGGACAUGCUGGAGUAUCCGUUUCUGACCAUGACAAAGUACCCCACGGGCUUCAUACUCCAUCUGGGAGCGACAGUGGCUGCGAGUUCGGUGAAGCUGCUGGAGCGUGUGCCAAAUCCGGAUGAGCCCGAAGUGCGGGACAGCUGGUGGACGGAGUUGCGCAUGGAGAUACGUUCGCACGCGCGUUCCCUAGGCUGUAAUGUGGUCUUGGGUUAUGCGGAGGCGACAACCAUAUCCGAUGAUGUUUGUGUUUUAUCUGCCACUGGCACAGCGGCCGUCAUCAAUAUGGUGUUCAAUCGUUCGGUGUCGCAAACCGAUCUGUAUGCCAUGUCCAAGGCCACGACGGGCAAUGCCAUGACAAAUUCCCUGGAGGAGGCAAAUGGCAGCAGUAGCGGCGAGCCGAGUGCCAGCAAGGACAGCGGCUCCGUGGGCACUGGCAACAGUUCGGGUGGCAAACGUUACGGCAUGCCACCGCUGAAUGGACCGCGCAAUGCCUGCGCCAUCUGCCACAUACCCUACAACCUCAGCUCCGUGCCGUUCAAUGUAAAGAUGAAGAAAUGUGCCAUUUGCCGCAAGGGACGCGUGCCCGAUGUGCUGCUUGCCACGCUGGAGGUGCCCGAGUAUAUGCAGGUGACGGGACGCGGCUGCUUCAUGCAGGCUCAAGUGGUGCGCGCCAAGCGGGAUCUGCGAGCCGAACUUAAUGCCAAGGAGAUAUCCGACGGGUUGCCAUUUCUGGAGUACGAACUGCAUCGCGUGCUGAUCAACAAGCUCAAGGCCAAGGGCAUGAAUGCAAUUUUCGGGCUGCGCACCCAAGUGGCCAUUGGGGAGCGCAUGAUUGCCUUGAUAGCCACGGGCACGGCACUCUUCCUCACAGCGCUGCCAGUGCCACAGGUGCCGAAAAUAGUCGCCGGCAACUCGUGGACGGACAAGCAAAAGUUGAAUGAGUUGCAAAAGAAAUUGCAGGAGACGUUCGAGCGCAAUCAGGAGAUUUAUCAGCUGAAAAGCUUGGACCCCGACUUGGCUGCAAAUGCGACACCAGCAACGGGCGCUUCUGGCGAUAAACAGUCGGACACGGACGACUCGGAUGAGGAGGAAAUGAACGAAAUCGAUUUGAAUUGCGGCAACAAAGAGCUUUGUGUGCUGGAAGUGGAUGAUAUAGAGGAUCUGGAGAUUAUAUCGCUGCUCAUGGAACCGUAUCCCCCCGAGGGCUUCCACGUGGUCAACACACAGCAGGUGCCGGGCAUGCUCGAAAUGGACACGGUGAAGAAUUUGCAAAUGUUUACACAAGUGUGGCGUGCGCGUCUGGAAGUGGGGCAAAGUGUCAAUGGAUUUCCCAAACACUUUCAGCGUUUGCUGCAGACGAUCUACUUUAAGCUGCGCACCAUGAUACCCUGUGCCAUUUGCGAUUUACGCUUUAGGCUGGAACUGCCCGAGUCGGAUCAAAUUCAACUUCUUGUCACUGGCAUGGCCAUGGGUCUGAGCGAUGCCAAUAAAAUGAAAUAUCGUCGACGACCGGCGCAACCACAGCAGAAUGGCUUCCAUGAGGCUGCCACCACAGUGCAUGCCGCACACUCCCAGCCCGAGCUGGCAAAUGGCAAACGUAUGCUGCAGGAAGAGGAUUACAUAUUCCCACUGGAUGAGGAUCAAAUGGUGGACACACCGACACCAACCAGCACAGCCAUACCGCCGUUUGGCAUGAGUUCGUUUAAAAUGCGCAAAACAUCGCCCUCGCGUCUGGGGAAUCUUUCCUCGGGUGUGCCGCCAUCCUCCACAGGCAUCAAGUCGCUGAAUUUGGGCACAACAGUCUCCAGGAAUCGUUAUUUCCCUUUGCGCGAUCGUUAUGGCGUGGACUUGACUCCGCUGAGUUUCAUACCCGGCGGACGCAUUGAAAAGUAUUUGGGCAACCUCAACUUCUUCUUUAUACGGGAGAGCACUUCAAUACGUGAAAUUGGCGGCAUUAGUGGCUUUGUGCAUGGCUUCAUCACCGAACUGCUGGCAGUGGUGCGUGCGCACAUAGCAUCGUUGGGCGGCAAUGCCAUGGUCUCCUUUUACAUCACCGAAUUGAUAUUGUUUGAUAAUCAGCACAAGAAUCAGGGCCAGUGUUUGAUUAGCAUUGGCGGCGAUGCCGUUUAUGUGAGCUAUUACUCUGAUGACUGAUAUAAGCGCCUGAGGGGCAUCUAGCGUUCGUUUUACGCGAAUCGCCCCAAAAGCCUCUGCUACUGAUGCCAAAUCCCCGCUCGCUUCCUCUCUAUUUGUCUCUCUAUUUACUUCAGCAUGGGUUAAAGGUGUGCGCAUGCAAGGUGUAUUUACUUACAAGGUUAAUUCUGCAGUCUGCCUGGGCGUGGUGAAUAAGUUAUUGGACAACUUCACCUUGUAGGUAAAUUCACCUUGCGCUAGCUCUAUUUAUAUGCUCUUUAGCGGUUGGUUAGUGGAAUUUCUGUAUGCAAUAUUCGAACUGUGACGAAACAACGUUCUUUUUACUUAACUUAGUAGUGUGAAUUAUAUUCUUGGCCCUUGUUAUUAA
Messenger RNA from Drosophila guanche, 5101 nucleotides. RefSeq names its product C2 domain-containing protein 5. Gene Ontology annotation, biological process: positive regulation of protein targeting to membrane; positive regulation of D-glucose transmembrane transport; protein localization to plasma membrane. Gene Ontology annotation, cellular component: plasma membrane. Gene Ontology annotation, molecular function: calcium ion binding; calcium-dependent phospholipid binding. The transcript has 10 exons. NCBI's taxonomy places the organism in Eukaryota, Metazoa, Arthropoda, Insecta, Diptera, Drosophilidae. Bases 1 to 4734 code for a protein of 1577 amino acids. The record is from RefSeq and is a predicted model, not a curated record.